AUGGAGGCCGAAGAUCCCCACCAAUGCAGCGAUACUGGGAACUACACCAGUAACAGUACGUACAGGAGAAACCUCAACUACCUCCUGGCGUCCAUGUCUUCAGAUACCAAAAUCGAUUAUGGCUUUUACAAUUUCUCCACUGGAAAGAAUCCUGACAAAGUAAACGCAAUUGCACUUUGUAGAGGAGACAUUACACCGGAAAAAUGCCGUAGUUGUGUAAAUGCGUCAAGUCAUGAUCUACUGCAAUAUUGUCCAAUCCAGAAGGGGGCAGUCAUAUGGUACGAGAACUGCACGGUGCGAUACUCAGACAAGGAUAUAUUUGGUGUCAUGUCAUCAAGCCCUCUCAAUAUACUCGUUGGGGAAAACGUCUCCGACGUCGAUGGAUUCACCGAGGUUCUAAGACCCUUGUUAAAGAAACUAAUAAACCAAGCCGCAUCUGGAAACUCUACUCGAAAAUUUGCUGUGGGAAAAGAGGACGCCCCAGACUUCCAAACAUUACAUGCACUUCUUAUGUGCACUCCUGAUUUGGACGAAUUGGAAUGCAAGCGUUGCCUGGAGACAUCUGCGGCAAAGGUUUUCUCUGCAUGCUGUUAUGAAAAGAAGGGAGGUAGAUAUACGUCACCCAGCUGUGAAUUAAGGUAUGAGCUGUAUACCUUCUAUGAGCCCACGGCUGAGGCACCGCCAACGUCACCGCCAGUUGAUGUACCACAGCUUUCGCCUACAACAGGAAAGGAAAGUAAACCAUCUCGAACUACGAUAGUCAUAGUUGUAUCGACUAUUGGUUUUGAUUUGCUAAUCGUUUGCAUCUUCGUUUUCUAUUUACGAGUAAGGAAGUCAGGGCAGAAAGUCAUGAAAAGUGAAGCCAAGCAUGAAAUUAGUAGUGUUCAUGAAUCAUUUAUUAGAUAUGACUUUGGCACAAUCAGAGUUGCUACAGAGAACUUUUCCGAGGUAAAUAAGCUUGGAGAAGGUGGAUUCGGUGCUGUUUACAAGGGUAAGCUUCAAAAUGGACUAGAAAUAGCUGUGAAAAGGCUAUCUAUGGGUUCUAGACAAGGAAAUAUAGAGUUUGAGAAUGAGGUUGAUCUAUUGCUAGCAAGGCUUCAACAUCGAAAUCUGUUGAGCAUCAUAGGAUUUUGUUUGGAAGGAAAUGAAAGGCUUCUUAUCUAUGAGUUUGUGCCUAAUGCAAGCCUCGAUCACUUCUUAUUUGACCCAAUCAAACAAGUCCAACUGAAUUGGGAAAAACGGCACAAAAUUAUAGAGGGUAUUGCUCGAGGGCUUCUUUAUCUUCAUGAAGGUUCCCGACUCCAUAUUAUUCAUCGCGAUCUCAAAGCUGGCAACAUCUUGUUAGAUGCAUAUAUGAAUCCUAAAAUUUCAGAUUUUGGCACUGCAAAGUUGUUAGAUCGAACUCAUGAAGGCAAUACAAAAAGAAUUAUUGGGACUUAUGGGUAUAUGCCUCCAGAGUAUGCUCAAUGCGGAACCUUUUCAACAAAGUCCGAUGUCUUUAGCUUUGGUGUGCUAAUUUUGGAGAUAGUGAGUGGGCAUAAAAACAGUUCUUUUCCUGAAGGCCUUGUAAGCUAUGCUUGGGAAAACUGGAGGCAGGGAACACCUUUAAAUCUUGUAGAUCCCACAUUGAUGGUAAAUUCAACAAUUCAAAUACUGAGAUGCAUCCACAUUGGACUAUUAUGUGUUCAGGAAAAUGUAAAUGAUAGACCGACAACUGCUUCGGUUGUUCUCAUGCUUAGUAGUGAAUCCAUUACUCUAGCAGUACCCAAGAGACCUCCAUUUCUUAUGUACACGAGUAGCACUGGACCCGACAUGUUGUCCCGGUCGUCAUAUCAAUCUAGUAACAACAAUGUCCAAGCCUCAGCAAAUGAUGCUUCAAUUACUGAGCUAUAUCCUCGCUAG
Juglans regia (Persian walnut) is the source of this 1902-nucleotide messenger RNA. Its product is annotated as putative receptor-like protein kinase At4g00960. Gene Ontology annotation, biological process: protein phosphorylation. Bases 1 to 1902 code for a protein of 633 amino acids. The transcript has 7 exons. The record is from RefSeq and is a predicted model, not a curated record. Gene Ontology annotation, molecular function: protein kinase activity; ATP binding. NCBI's taxonomy places the organism in Eukaryota, Viridiplantae, Streptophyta, Magnoliopsida, Fagales, Juglandaceae.